AUUAUAUAAGACAACCCAGAGACUUUUAGUGAAACAGAUAAUGUUCAAUCAACUUUAUAUUUUGUCCGCUUCUGUGCUCAUAUCAGUAUUGGAAAAAGCACGAGGGAUUGGUGUUUUGAAAAAUAACUUGUAAAUACUGGAAUACUUCAUAAUCAAGUUUAUUUGGAUAGUGAUUUCUGAAAGUAUGAGUGCCGAAUCCUUUGAUACAUCUCUUAUGCCACUGGCAACGGACAACGGCACAUUUCCGACGGAAUUGCCACCAGGACACAGUCCUCUGAAGUCACCAACAUACUUAAAGGCUAUUACAAUAUCUAUGUAUUCAAUUAUCAUUAUUCUUGCUGUUGGUGGAAAUAGUAUCGUUUGCUACAUUGUAUUCCGAGCCCGGAGGAUGAGGACAGUGAUGAACUUUUUUAUUGUCAGUUUAGCACUCAGUGAUAUUUUGAUGGCAAUAUUUUGUAUUCCGUUUACAUUUCUUGCCAAUCUUGUAUUUAACUAUUGGCCAUUUGGAAACAUUUUGUGUCCAGUUGUGACGUAUUUACAAGUAGUUUCGGUAUUUUUGAGCUCAUUUACACUUGUUGCAAUAAGCUUAGAUAGGUAUAUUGCAAUUAUAUACCCACUUCGAAGGAAACUUACGAAAAAGCAAGCAUUCAUAGUUAUUGCUAGCAUUUGGGUUGUAUCAUUUUUAAUUCCCAUUCCUACAGCGGUGACGUCACGGUCACAAAAAUAUGUAAAUACAUCAACAGCUCCUGCAUUUUGUGAAGAAAUCCUUUGGGAGACUGAAGGUGCAAAACUUACUUACAAUGGAGUACUGUUCUUUUUGCAAUACAUAAAUCCGUUGGUAAUUUUGAUCGUAACUUACGGACGGAUAAGCUAUGUAAUGUGGGCUGUCAAAACUCCUGGCGAGGCCAUGUCAUCAAGGGACCAGCGUAUGUCUGAAUCUAAACGAAAGAUUAUAAAGAUGAUGAUUACUGUUGUUGUGAUUUAUGCCAUUUGUUGGCUUCCCCUGAACAUUAUCAACUUUGUCGGAGCCAUAGACAUUAGAAUAUAUAAUAUUCGAGGCAUGAAUUAUAUUUGGAUGGGAAGCCAUUGGCUUGCAAUGAGUAACUGUAUGUAUAACCCUUUCAUUUAUUGCUGGAUGAACGCCAAAUUCCGGAAUGGCUUUUUGAGAGUUUUCAGUUGUUUUACAUGUGGAGUGAUAGAUUGUCAAGAUAGACUGGAACUUGAACGACUGCGGCGCCAAGAUACAAUGCUCACAUCUAUGAAUGGAAAUAGUGGAUCUUCAAGAAGAUUUAAUUCAUCAAAACGUUCAUCUUCAAAUUCCAAAAGAUCAUACUGUGACUAUACUGCUAUAAAAGAAAAAGGCAUUCAAUAAUAAAACUAGUUUUGUAGCACUUAGAUGUAAAUAAAAGAUAUAUGAUGUUUA
Molecule: messenger RNA, 1423 nt
Organism: Mytilus californianus (California mussel)
Lineage: Eukaryota; Metazoa; Mollusca; Bivalvia; Mytilida; Mytilidae
Product: RYamide receptor-like
Exons: 2
Coding region: 185-1372 (395 amino acids)
Biological process (GO): neuropeptide signaling pathway
Cellular component (GO): membrane
Molecular function (GO): neuropeptide receptor activity
Source: RefSeq, a predicted model, not a curated record